This is a messenger RNA of Belonocnema kinseyi, 2528 nucleotides long. Its product is annotated as sterol O-acyltransferase 1. The record is from RefSeq and is a predicted model, not a curated record. Lineage: Eukaryota; Metazoa; Arthropoda; Insecta; Hymenoptera; Cynipidae. The transcript has 9 exons. Gene Ontology annotation, biological process: cholesterol metabolic process. The coding region runs from base 193 to 1818 and encodes 541 amino acids. Gene Ontology annotation, cellular component: endoplasmic reticulum membrane.
GAGGGAGAUCCUGGGAGAGCAGAACUGAAAGGAAACCGCGAAAACGGAUCAGUAUUCAGUCAGUGUCGUCAUGUUAUAUCAGAAGCAAGUGCUUCGUACUUCGUACUUCGCAAUUCGAAAAAUAAUUGUUGAUAGUGCGUUCUAAAUUGUAAAUAUUACAUCAAUUUUCUGUAAAUAUUUUUUCGUGUAAGCAUGGCUUUAAAUGAGGAAAAACAAAACAUACUUCAAAAGAAUUCUAAUGGUUCACCUGUGGUUGACAAGUGCGAAGUCAUCAAGGAAUCCAGCCUUCAAGAGGAUGAUUUGCUACACAGGAUGAGUUUCGAAAAUUUGCAAGAACGUUUGAAUACAGAUUUUCAGGACCUGGGUGAGAGAUUAAAUGAUUUGAAAUACAAUUUGGUAGCACAGAUAGAAUUAGCCAAAUCAGGAAAUGCAUUAGCGAGGGAUUUUAUCAAUUCAGACAAAUACUGUGAUAGGGGGAAACCUUCGAAAAAUGGUGAUCUUCCAGACAAACAGUUUCUUCAGAGAAAUUCUCUACUAACAGAUUUAUUUGAAAUUAAACACAUUAGAACCAUUUACAAUAUUUUUAUAGUUAUUCUAAUUAUUUUGUUUAUCAAUACUGCCAUUCAUGAUAUUAUGGAAACGGGAAUAACACAUCUUGGUGUGAAAACAGUAAUGACCGGAUUCGGUAAAAUGCCAAUAGUAAUUCAUACCUGGAUUGGAAUGACACUUUCCACUUUUUGUUUGUAUUCAGCUUUUGCCUUUUGGGCAUGCAAACGGCCCGAAUUUCAACCAAAAUCUUUCUCAUUAAAAAUCUGGGAUUAUGCGGCGCUGAUAACGUUAUUGCUUUAUCAAAGUGCCUUCAUAAUUUUUCCAGCGAAAGCUGUUAUCCAAGAGGAUCUUCCUCCAGCAUCAAGUCUUAUAGUUUUGAUGGAACAGGUUCGCAUGUUGAUGAAGACACAUGCCUUUGUGAGAAGCAAUACCCCAAGGGUAUUAGCAUAUAAACCUCAUACAGAAAAUCCGGAACCUUCGUAUCCAGGAUUUUCCAAAUUUUUGUACUUUAUGUUCGCCCCGACUUUAGUCUAUCGAGACAGCUACCCGAGGACAAAAGAAAUCAGAUGGGGAGUGGUUGUCUGGAAUUAUGCAGAAGUUGUUCUCGUAAUAUUUUACGUUGCAUUCAUUUUUGAACGUUUUUUGGUGCCUCUAUUCAGGCAAUCUGGAGUUGAUCCUUUAGAUCCUCGAACUCUAAUUCUGAGCAUGUUUGGCACGAUGAUGCCCGGAAUUUUAGUCUUCCUCUGUGGAUUUUAUUGCCUACUUCAUUCCUGGAUGAACGGCUCUGCUGAACUUCUUCGAUUUGCCGACAGAAUGUUUUAUAAGGAUUGGUGGAAUUCGACAUCUUAUGGGAGCUAUUAUCGAACUUGGAACGUAGUCGUGCACGAUUGGCUCUACGCUUACAUUUACAAAGACAUGUACGAAAUUAUAACUCGAAAAAACAAAUUUCUUUCAACACUCACCGUCUUCCUAGUCUCAGCAGGUUUCCACGAAUACAUCUUAGCCUUCGCCUUUCGAUUUUUUUACCCAGUGAUGCUAGUGAUGUUUGGCGGUUUUGGUAUGAUGUUCGUGUUCAUAACAAGAAAAAACACAAAAUCCAAUGGUAAUAUUUUCCUCUGGCUAACUCUCUGUUCCGGUUCCGGCAUAAUGCUCAGUCUCUACUCAAUGGAAUUCUACGCCAGAAUAAAUUGCGCCCCCUACGACGAUAAAAUUCUGGACCUUUUCCUCCCGAGGAGUUGGUUCUGUAGAAAACUAAUUCCUGCCGUUUAAUUUUAAAAUGUCAAUAUUAUUCGAUUGAAUGAUUUUCAAUUGUAAAUACAAAACUAAAGAUUUUUACAAAAAGAAAUAAGUUUAUUUUGCAUCUUACAUAUAUCUUUUUGUCCUUAAACCUAACGAUAAAGAUAGAACAAUAUAAUAAUUAUAUACAGGUAUUUAUAUAUCUUCUCUAUACAAAUUAAUUUAUGAUCUAUAUGUAUAAAUGUUUAUUUGUACCUAUUUAAACAAGGCGAUUCGAGACUUCUGGCAAGAUAAAAAUCCCGACUUAACAAUAAGAUAAAGAAAAAGAUUAACGUCUUGAGGAAAAUCCAAAUGUCUGAAAGAUUAUGUACAUAUGAAUAUUUCUCAAUGUUUCCUGAAAGGCUAAAGAAAAAAAGGAAAAUUAUUAACACCAACGUUCGCUUCUCGAAUCGCCCUGUGCUUGACAAUUACGUCUUUUACAUGGCAGAAUUUAAAGGCCAAAUAAGGGACUUGGACGAUCAACUCAAAACAAUUUUUAUCUUCGCUGAUCGAUGUCCCGAUGAUAAGGCUAAACAAUUCAAUAAGCGACUCGCCCUAACAAGUAUCCAUCGUCAAAAAAUAUCAAGAGUAAAGUGAAAAAUUGGAUACCAAAAUUUUUAAUUAUUCAUUGGUUUUUAAAAACGUGAAUUGUAUCUUCAUUUUAGAGAACUAAUACAGGGUGGCCGUUUUAAUCGACGAAAUAA